This is a messenger RNA of Aegilops tauschii subsp. strangulata, 2292 nucleotides long. NCBI's taxonomy places the organism in Eukaryota, Viridiplantae, Streptophyta, Magnoliopsida, Poales, Poaceae. The record is from RefSeq and is a predicted model, not a curated record.
AUGAGAGUUUUCAAGGAAGACUCAACAGACCAAAAGUCAACCGUGCUGAAUAGUGAUAUGUGUGCUGAGUUCCUGGAAAUGUCUAGGGAUGAUAGGAUCCCUGAGUGCGGUUACUGCAGCGACGACCGGGGAGAUGAAGGUGGUGAAGAAGAUGGUGAAGAAGGUGAUGAACAAGAGAAUUGUGCAGGAAGUUCAAGAGCUUCCAACUCCAACUCCAACGCCUCCACGAAAAGGAAAUCAGAGGGGAGUUCUCAUUUGGCAGCAACGGUGGCAAAGAAGCAAGCAAAGUCCAUUGCAUAUCAGAUUCGGAAGACACCAGAAAAGGUGGUUGCGGAGAGACAUAUGUCAAAGGGCACUCAAAAGACCAUGAAGGAUUACAACAAGAAGACAAAGGAGCAAAAAGAUGAUGUAGAUGGUCAUGUAGCUGACUUUUUGUAUGAGAAUUGCCUUCCACUCAAUAUUGUCAAUUCAAGGAGUUGGGAGAUUCUAUUGGAAUCUAUAGGGCAGUAUGGUUCUGAUUAUAUAUCUCCUACUUAUCAUCAAGUGAGGGAACCAUUGCUUGAGAAGGCAAAGAUCAAGACCGACAACUUGAAAGGGAAGCAUGAAGUUGCAUGGAAAGAAUAUGGUUGCUCACUCAUGUCAGAUAGCUGGACGGACAUGACCGGGAGACACUUGAUCAACUUCCUCGUCAAUAGUCCAGAAGGUACCUUCUGCUUAAGGACAGCCAAUGUUUCUUCUGAAACAGUUGAUGCAAAUCUGGUGGCAAAGUCGUUGAGCGAACAAAUUGAUGCAAUUGGCCCUGAGUUGGUAGUCCAAGUAGUUAGCGAUAAUGGGUCUAACUACAAGGCAGCCGGUAGACUUCUAAUGGAAAAGUAUCCUACAAUGUAUUGGACACCUUAUGCUGCCCACUGUUUGGAUCUUAUGCUAGAGGACAUCGGGAAGAUCAAAGAGUUCAGCCGCUGCAUUGCUAAAGCAAAGAGAACAACCAGAUUUAUUUAUUCCCAUGGAAAGGUUCUUGAUUUAAUGAGAAGCUUGAAUGGUAAGCAAGAAAUUGUGAGGCCUGGAGCAACUCGUUUUGCUACGUCAUUCCUUACUUUGGCAAGCAUGUGGAAGCAAAGGCAAACAUUGAAAACUCUCUUUGUUAGCCCACAAUGGUAUGCAAACAGAUUGAAGGACAGCGAAGGAGGGAAGGCGGCUGAAGCAACUGUGAUCUCCGUGUCAUUUUGGCAAUCGGUGGAGCAUUGCAUGAGAGCUUCACAACCACGUCUUAGAGCUUUGAGGAUCGCUGAUGGUGAUGAGACUCCGGCUAUGGCAGAAAUGUGGGCAGCCAUGGAUUUUGCAAAGACACGCAUAAAGGAAGCUUUGACACAUAAGCCAAACCUCCUAGGUCAAGUGGUAGCUAUUGUUGAUAAGAGGUGGGAUAAUCAGAUGGAACAAAAGCUACAUGGGGCUGCUUUGUUCUUGAACCCAAAUAAAUUCUUUGCCAUUAAGGAGUCCAACAAAAGAAAAGCUUCUCGUCUCCGUUCAAUGUUCAAUGAUGUGAUAUGGAAGAUGGUGCCCGAUGAUGAGCAGCAAACAACUAUAAGUAGGGAAGCUGACGACUAUGAGCUGGGGAGGCAAUGUUUCUCGAAGCCAUUGUCAAUUAAAGACCGUGACAAAAAAGCCCUCUUCUUUGGUGGAAUGCUUAUGGUGGCCUUGCUUUUGACCUCCAAACUCUUGCAAAGCGAAUCAUUAGUCUAUUGUUCAGCAUCCGGCUGCGAGCGCAAUUGGAGUGUAUUUGCUCAUAUCCACACCAAAGGGAGAAAUCGUCUAGAGUACAAGAGAUUGAACAAGCUAUCAUAUGUCUCGUACAACCGGAAAAUGGAAGCUCGCUUUCAGAAUCUGCGUGAGCAAGGCUCUAAAGCAAAGAAAUCUAGUCCACUUGUCCUAGAAGUAUUCGAAUGGGAUAAUGAAUGGGUUGAUAUCAAUGCUGAAAUGGUACAUGAAGAUCAAGCUCAAGUCAUGGACGGUGAAACACCACUACUUUGGUCUCAGGUUGAUGAAGCCAUGGGUGCGUCAACUUCUCUAGCAGGCCGCAACUAUCCUAGGAGAGCUCGUGGUGAUCCUAGCGAGUCUAUUGCACGACCAAUAGGCCCUUAUAUCACCUACACUCGGAACAACGCAAUAACAAGGCUGGUUGUGCAUGAUGAAGAGUUGAGGGCUGAAUUAGAAGCGGCAGAAUAUGACAAAGACAUGGAGAGGAGCGAUGAGGACGAUGUUGAAUCACCAGAUGAUGAAGACACCGAUUUUUAG